Gracilinanus agilis (Agile Gracile Mouse Opossum) is the source of this 2109-nucleotide messenger RNA. RefSeq names its product annexin A9 (gene ANXA9). The record is from RefSeq and is a predicted model, not a curated record. Gene Ontology annotation, molecular function: calcium ion binding; calcium-dependent phospholipid binding. Lineage: Eukaryota; Metazoa; Chordata; Mammalia; Didelphimorphia; Didelphidae. Gene Ontology annotation, cellular component: cytoplasm. The transcript is spliced from 14 exons.
AUGAGGUUCUGCUCGAGCCAGAAGAAAGACCAAGCAGGGAAGUGUGGGGGUGUUCUGCCCAGGUACAGCCAGAUCCUCUCCCACAGCUGGGAGGGGCCAAGGGCGGGAGACACCAGCUGGUCUGGUCUGGAAGGGACGUCACCUGACUCACAACUCAGUCUGGUCCUGCACACACCCCCUCCACUAUCCCAGAGAAGCUGAUCCCACACUCAGCAUUGGAUAAACACUUACUCUCUUGUUUUUCUUCCCAGAGUUGCCAACCACAUCAUGUCUGUGAGCAAUGGGAAGAUGGAGUUAUCUCUGGUCCAUGAGAUCCUCAGCCACCUGGGCCUGGCCAAUAAGACUGCAGCUUGGGGAACCUUGGGGACUCUCAGGCCCUUUUUGAGCUUCAAUGUGGACAAGGAUGUACAACGACUGCUGGAAGCUAUUGCAGGCCAAGGUGUGGACCAGGGCACCAUAGUGGAUGUGCUGACUAACCGGAAUGGUGAACAAAGGCAACUUAUUGCCCGAGCCUUCCAGGAGCGUACCCAACAGGAUUUGCUGAAAUCCCUGCAGGCAGCUCUUUCCGGAAGCUUGGAAAAAGUUGUGGUGGCACUGCUGAAGUCUACAGCCCAGUAUGAUGCCCAUGAACUCAGGGCAGCACUGAAGGAUAUAAGUUCUGCUGAAGAUGUUGGAGUGGAAAUUCUUUCUACACGUUCCCCACCUCAGCUAAAGGAAUGUCUGACUGUCUACAAACAUGAUUUUCAGGUGGAGAUUGAAGAUGAUAUAAAAUCAGAGACAAGUGGCCUCCUGAGGGACUUGCUGCUAGCAUUGGCUAAGGGCACUCGGGAGACCUAUUCUGGGAUAAAGGAUUACAACCUCGCAGAGCAGGAUGCACAUGCAUUACAAGAAGCUGGAGAAACAGGCACAGAGGCAACUUGGAUCAUGAUUUUUACCCAAAGAAAUACUGAACACCUCAACCGAGUGUUUGAUGAGUACCAGAGACAGAGUGGACAGGAGAUAGAAGAGGGCAUCCGGAAUUGUUUUCCUGGAAGUGCCCAGAAAGCUCUUCUCACCUUAGCCUCUGUGAUCAGGAACACACCACUGUACUUUGCUGAAAAACUCCACCUGGCUCUCCAGGGAACUGAGCCAAAUCACCAAGUCUUGAUGCGUAUCCUCAUCUCUCGAAGUGAGACUGACCUCCUAAGCAUACGAGCAGAAUUCAAGAAGAAAUUUGGAAAGUCUCUCUAUUCAUCUCUCCAGGAGGCCAUGAGAGGGGACUCCCGGUCAGCUUUACUAGCCCUAUGCCGGGCUGAAGACAUUUGACACCCAAUCCCCAGAAUCUUGUGUCUACAACUCCCAUCUACCCCUUCUGUCAUUUCCGUGGAUUAGAGACUUGCAAGCCUGGCUGAGCCCUCUAGAGGUCAUCUUGUUUAUUCCUUUGCCUUAAAACCAAACAGGAAUCUCUCAUAUGCCUGUUUCAUCUAUAAAUCUCUGCUAGGACCCUACUAAAAAAUUCCCUGUAUCUUAUACCCCAAGGUUAAAGUUAAUCUGCCUUCUUGCUUCUUCUAGCUCUGCCCUGGCUAUUCCAGUCUUUACAAAGUACAUAUAUUCAGUGAAGAGUCUCACAAGUGCUUAAACUCUACAGGCAAAUUUAUGGUUUGUGCUCCCUUGGGUGGAGAACUUGGAGCUGGAGAGGCUUUGAUCUGCACUUCAAAACACAAACAGGAACUGUUUCUAGAUCCACCUCUACUACAGGCCUUCCUCUCUACUCCCCACCAACCCCCACCCCAACUCACCCUUCCUUUGGGAAGAAAAACAAUGAUUCAGAUCAAAAAUGAAGAAAAUAGCUAACAGGGCAGAAGACAGACAUUCAGAGGUAACAAGAGAGGGAAACAUUUUCUAGGUGAGGUGGGGUAGAGGGAAUGGAACUAGGAUGCCUUUUAGAGUUUCUGUGACCAACAUGGAACCUGACCCAAAUCUCAUGCAUCAAUGCUGAUUUCAAGUGAUGAUUUAGAAUUAAAGCACUAUGUAAGUAGGACCUACAAUGAAAAAACAAGAGUAACAAAAUGGAAUUGAAGCUCCUUCUGUUGGCCCUAGGACAAUCCAUCCUCCAAAUUUCUCACCCUU